ACAUACGUAUCCGCGGGCCGCGGCCAUGUCCGGGAAUGGGCCCGAGCACGUGACACGCGUCGGCAAUACGGCCGGAUUAUCCCUGACUGCUUUUUUUUGCGCCGCACAGAUUCUUUCCUUUCGACCUUCAUUUCCCGCUCUGCGUAGAUCGUAGAAGUCCACGUCAAUGCCACGCAAUUGCGCCAAUUGCAGUGAAUUGGCUUUCCAGCGGCGUUAGAUUCAGCAGACCCAAUUGGCCGUGCACUGGCAGACUCGGCUCGUGGUCUCGUCCUUCGCGAAAACGCCGCGAGGACUGCUCCAAUUGCGACGCGGCCCCAAAAACUGAAAAUUUAAAAAAGCAAGCGCCACGAGGUAAUUUCGCCGCAUAGCAGGCAAUCCUUGACCGCCCACCACCAUGACUGCUUCACAGAAGCGCCAGGGCGAGGAGCUGGAAGGCGACAUCGCCUUCAUCGCCACUCCCCCGGCUGUAGCCUCAAAGUUUGCGACGGGCGAGGACUGCGGCGUCGAAACCACCAAUUCCCCUGCCAUCCAUAAUGCUCCCCUACCUGCCGAGGGCCCUGGCAGUGAGUCCUUCAACAACUACGUCUUCGCGGCGCUGCUCUUCGGCGUGCCCGUCUUUCUCGCCCGUAGCCUCGGCGGCGGCUUCAAGACGAGCAUCUUCUUCAUUCUCGUCCUGUUCGUGCCGAUUGUGAUCGCUGUCUGGUUUGUGAGCUCGCGUUUCUCGCCGCGCAUCAACGACAAGGUCAAGCUGCCUAGCCGCCCCGUCGAGCACUACAUCACCUUCAAGAAGGACGAGGACCGCCAGAAAUGGAGAGGCCGCAACAAGAUCCCCAUCAAGACAUUUUACGAAAUGUACUUUGACGGCGAAGUCGAAUUCAACGGUGACUGCCUCGAUAUUCUGGAGUACCGCCAUGACUGGGCCAGCUUUGCCUUCACCUGGCCUCUGUUCCAGUUCAUCUUCUUGACCUUUUUCGUCGACGUGCUCUUUCACUCGCGCAAGCAGGACGAGGAGCAGGUCCGCCCAAAUUACGACCGCGGCAACGACCACUACUCAUUCUUCCUUGGCCCCCGCAUGGUAUACACCAGCGGUGUCAUCUCCGAUACCACCCGCGAGGAGACGCUCGAGGAGAUGCAGGACAACAAGAUGGCCGUCGUUUGCGAGAAGCUUGGCCUCAAGAAGGGGGAGUCGCUUUUGGACAUUGGCUGCGGCUGGGGCACCCUCGCUAGAUUCGCCAGCGUCAACUACGGCGCCCACGUCACGGGCGCGACCCUCGCCCGCAACCAGGCAGCCUGGGGCAACGACGCCCUCCGCCGCGCCGGCAUCCCUGAAAGCCAGAGCAACCUACUUUGCAUGGACUACCGCGACAUCCCGACCAGGAAAUUCAACAAGAUUUCCCAGCUCGAGAUGGGCGAGCAUGUGGGAAUCCGCAGACUCUCGACCUUCUUCCGCCAGUGCUAUGACAUGCUCGAGGACGACGGCGCCAUGUACGUCCAGCUCUCUGGUCUGCGGAAGGCGUGGCAGUACGAGGAUUUUGUCUGGGGCCUUUUCCUGAACAAGUACAUCUUCCCCGGCGCCGACGCCUCGACUCCGCUUGCCAAUUACGUUGGCGCCCUCGAGAGCGCCGGAUGGGAGAUCAAGAGCAUCGACACGGUUGGCGUGCACUACUCGGGCACUCUGUGGCGCUGGUACCGCAACUGGCUCGGCAACGGCGAGACCAUCAAGGCCAAGUACGGCCUGCGCUGGUACCGCAUCUGGGAGCUCUUCCUGGCCUGGUCCACUAUCGCGUCGCGCCAGGGCAGCGCCACCUGCUACCAGAUGCUUGUGGUCAAGAACUUGAACUCCACCCACCGCAUCAACGGCGUCCCGUCCCAGUACGGUCUCCACGGCGCCCUUGCCGCAGCCCGCGCUGCCGGCAAGGCCAUCCUGAAGCAGUAGAGUUGGAUCUAUGGGCGGCGGCUUGACAGGGACGGGAGACCGGAAGAUUAAUGUUUGAACAGCUUUUGGCGAUUAUCAACCCGAGUGUGUGUCAUUCAAUCCGGGGACCCAAUACCUCACACACUCGAUAGAUUAAGAAAGGACUAAUUAGAAAGCGGGGCUUUUUUACCGGGCGUUGAUUCCCUCAGUUUAGCAUGCGAUUGAUUAACUGAAUGGGAACUUUGUUCUAAUAAUUACUUUCUGCAUCCCGAAUCUCUGUGACUUGAUCUUCGCUGGUUCGGUUCUAACUUGAAAUGUGUUGGAACUCCUAGGCGAGGAUAGAGGUGGGCUGCAAACAAGGCGGAGUUGGCAAGCAAGCAAUUUAACUUCACAAAGCGAUCUCGGGUCUGACAGACGUCACGAGCUAGCGUUGCAACAGGAUGCAUCUACAUAUAUGUCUC
This is a messenger RNA of Lasiosphaeria miniovina, 2376 nucleotides long. RefSeq names its product cyclopropane-fatty-acyl-phospholipid synthase. Gene Ontology annotation, biological process: cellular response to biotic stimulus. The transcript is spliced from 3 exons. Lineage: Eukaryota; Fungi; Ascomycota; Sordariomycetes; Sordariales; Lasiosphaeriaceae. The coding region runs from base 395 to 1936 and encodes 513 amino acids. The record is from RefSeq and is a predicted model, not a curated record.